AUGACUCCUGCUGAAUUGAAUUCCGCGCUUUUCCAUAAGCGCUGGUCGGCGCUGCCAGUUGGCUGCUGUGAUAGAAAUUUUUGGAACCGCCUAGAGUCACUCUGGGCUCCAUUCCUCUCCACAGAUCCCAGUCCCUUUCAACAUGAAGAAUUCUUUUCGUUGUGUAGCGCGGGCCGCGACCUGAACGCCGCCGUAGAAAGUAUCCGCCCCGAGGUACUCGAAGCUUGUAGUGCGAAUAGGGCCCUAUUGGAUGCCUUUAGCCUAUGGAACCCUUUCGCAUUGGCGGCGCUUCUUCAGGUUUCGAUCAGUACGGUGGUGGAGCAGUUGCUGCUUGCCGUCGAGAAGCGAUGGUUGGAGAUGCGUUUUGUGGUGUGUUGCGUUUCGUGCGGGUACGACAUCACACAUUGCACGACGGUUCGAGAGCUCAACGUGGGCGGACCGCGCCGCACGCCAAAGACGUUUCGUUGUCCGAUGUGCACCGAUUCGACGCCCGUGCACUCCCUAAACGAUAUUCAUGUAUUUUUUCGCCUUAAAAACAUUUCGUCGAUUUUUGUGCGCGAACACUAUCGUCUUUUCUGUACCCAAGUCGCCGAAAAGCAAAAAUUGGAGUCGAUUUACUGCCCGGCGGGGGCGGGGUUCGCGGUGACGCUUCAGCUUCCCGAAGGUCGGUACCUCUUGGUGGCGCCUUUUAUCGCAGCCAUGCUGGAGCUAGAGGUGACCGUCGGGUUUGACGACUUGCCAUCUAAAGAGCGGGCGAUUAUCCAAACGAUUGACCUGAAGAAAUACAUUUUGGUGCGUGGGUUGGAUUCGACGCAAGGGUCGCGAUUCGACUUUCGCCAAAAAAUGAGCCUACGGUCAUCCCACCUCAAGCGAGCGACGAUGACUUCCACGAGUAUCUCGCAGUUAGGAAAUUUUUCCGCGUUCUACUCCGAAUGCGUAGCGGGUCGACGCGAUCUUCUCACGGCGAUACGGUCUUACCCCGUGCGCGCCAGCUUCCGUUCACGCACGAACAGCAACGGCAUCGUUUUAGCGGAUUACCCCGGAAAUAUAUCAGAGGGUAUCGAAGAGGAUCACGACGCGUUAAUAGAAACCAAACUCCAGUGCUUGAGGUUGAAACACGGCAAGGUUAAGCUGAUCUUUUACAACGACACCGCCUCGAGUGGCUUUGUGGAUUUAUUUGUUUCCUUCGAGCGGUGGGCGGAGUUUACCGCGGAGGUGUACCCCACCCAGCUGAGGGUUUCGGAGUUCAUGCAUUACGUUCCACGCGGGCUCCGCUCCAAGUUCAUGCGGUCCUGCGUCCCUAAGCCCCCAACGACUAUCCCGACGGAAGGCAUCUUUGUGCGGCACUCAUUUGAAUUGGGAUACAACUAUUUUAAAGAUCCUUAUGUCGUGUCCGUGAUCCAAGAAGUCCACCGAUACUCCCUGGAAGAUCAUCAUGGCUUACUUCUUACGGUCAGUAAUGGGGGCACGAUGUAUGACUCUUCGUUUCUCUCGAUCACGUCUGCAAUCGCGAGCAGCAUUUGUUUCUUCCAGCGUGUCUUGUUGCGUUUGGGCGAUGACGUGGCGCUUUCUAUGCGCUGCAGCAUCAACAACGCCCCUUUGCAUAUUACCACUUAUCAGGUGCAAUACAACGACGUGGAUAACAUGCGCUCUGCGUACCCUGAUAUACAGUUCAUCGGCCCCGCAAUCUAUCAUAGUUCACACCCGAGUAUUAUAGCACCCACUUUGUAUGCAUUCGAGCAGGAGCUGCCGAGGACCGUCGUUAAACAAACCAAAUAUGCCCACACCGUUCUUAAUUUUGACGCCUUUCAACUCAGCGAGGAGGAGCAACAGCGGUUGCUGCUUCUGAAUGCCUCCAAGGAAAAGUCAACUAUGAUUCGUUUCGAAAUACGAAAUUUUUCUGAGCCUUCUAGUACUGUAGCAGGACCGCCCUCAAGUUUUGCUGCUAAAAAAAGAGAUGAUAUUUUACGAUCUCCGUCUAGAAAUAACAACUUUGAGGUUUCAGUCCAAGAGCCUCCCUUAAGCGUAUCUUUUCAGGAAUUCAUCGAUGAAGUCAACGAGGCUGAAGGUCCCUUGAUGGCCACCAACAUCGAGAAACACAUCAAACUUACUCCCCAGGACUCUGUGUUACCGUACUUCUUAGAUUACCUUUGUGAGCAUCUCGAGGGCACGACCUUGGUAAAGGAACCCCAUGCGUUGGUUAUUUUGGUUCCGCUACCCGUUCUGCAAGCCUCCGUGCAGCUCCCCACAUUACUAGACAGUUCAUGCUACCAGAAGAUUUUGCCUGGACCGUUUUAG
Phytomonas sp. EM1 is the source of this 2298-nucleotide messenger RNA. Lineage: Eukaryota; Euglenozoa; Kinetoplastea; Trypanosomatida; Trypanosomatidae. The record is from the annotation of a GenBank genome assembly.